AUCCAAGCUUUCGUUCAUUCCAUCCAGGCUAGACUCCCAUUUUUCUUUUUUCUAAUCGCUUAGUUUGCUUCCUUUAAAUUCGCCCUGGAAGAGAGCCAUUUCGCCAUACACCUGUUACAGUGUGGCGCUUUGAGAAUAGCCCUAUUUAAAUUCUUUGUGUCGCUCAAACGCGGUGGGCUUGAUCGAUGCGCGACGCUUCUUAGGCCGCAAGCGAGCGAUUUCUAUGAUUCUGUGAUCCGGGGCCACACCGCCAUCGAAAGCGCAUGAUUGAUGGUAUCGAGUGUGUGAUCUCCGCGGCUUGCCAAAUAUUUCGGUGUCCAUGGCCCCAAUUCCAGCGACGCCGGGCGAGGCAUCACGAUUCCCAGGGCGAGCUCGCAAUGUCGGAUGCGGCAGGGAAUGCAUGGCGAGGAUUUCUUGCCCCGGGCGGCGCCAUGCAUCCGGCGGCGCCGAUCGCGCAGGGAAUUCCAAGAAAUCCGAGGAGGAGCCGGGCGGGGGCGGCGAUAGAGAGGUCGUCUCCUACUGGCAGCUCCUCAGCUACGCGGAUCGCUACGAUGUGGUGCUGAUGCUCGUCGGAUCGGUGGCGGCGAUGGUGAGCGGCUUGAUCUUCCCGGCGAUUCUGGUCGUCCAGAGCCACCUCAUCAACAAUUUCGGGAGCCUCCAGAAUCGUCCCGUGGAGCUGGCGAGGAGAGUAUCUGAGGAUGCGACAUUCUUGGUAUACACAGCGGCUGUUGCUUUGGUGGCCUCGUACCUCGAAGUAAGCUGCUGGAUGAAGACUGGAGAACGGCAAGUGGCAAGAAUCCGUGCAGACUACUUGCGUGCGAUUCUCAGGCAAAAUGUGGGGUAUUUUGACAGCGACAUGUCCACAGCUGAGGUUGUUGGAAAUGUUUCAGUGGACACACUUCUCGUACAAGAAGCGAUUAGCGAGAAGGUUGGGAACUUUAUCGAAAACUUAUCCCACUUCGUGGGUGGAUACUUCGUCGGAUUCACACAGAUAUGGAGGCUAGCACUUGUGAUGCUGCCGUUUUUCCCGCUGUUGAUAAUUCCAGGCUCACUGUACAGCAAGGCUCUGUCCGAGUUUGCGAUUCGUAGGCAGAGCGCAUACAAAGAAGCAGGAACAAUUGCUGAACAAGGACUGUCGUCGGUCCGAACGGUCUACUCAUUCGUGGCAGAGAAGAAGACGACAGAGAAGUAUUCGGCAGCCCUGGAUGGCACAGUGAAGCUUGGACUCAAACAAGGACUUGCCAAAGGACUUGCCAUGGGUUCCAGUGGCAUCAACUUCGCCCUGUGGGCCUUCAUGGCGUGGUAUGGCAGCGAGCUUGUGAUGCAACACCGUGCAAAUGGUGGUCAAGUUUUGACAACAGGAUUUGCGGUGCUUUCUGGUGGCAUAGCUUUGGGAAAUGCUACGCCCAACAUGAAAGCUUUUGCAGAAGGACGUGUAGCUGGUACCAGAAUUUUCAAAAUGAUUCAACGCGUUCCCCCUAUCGACACAAAUGAUUCGAGUGGGAAAACGCUUAGCAAAGUUGAAGGUAACUUGGACCUCAAAGAGGUUGAGUUCGCAUAUCCUUCGAGACCGGGAGCUCUGGUUUUGAAAUCUUUCACUCUUCACGUUCCAGCCAAAAAGACGGUCGCGUUGGUUGGGAGCAGUGGAUCUGGAAAGUCCACCAUCAUUUCUCUGAUAGAAAGGUUCUAUGAUCCUGUUGCUGGUCAAGUUAUGCUUGACAACGUGGACAUUCGAGAAUUGCAUCUUAUGUGGUUGCGAAGGCAGAUGGGACUGGUGAACCAAGAGCCGGGAUUAUUUGCAACUUCGAUACGGGAGAACAUUUUGUAUGGGAAAGAAAACGCGAGCAUGGAAGAGAUUACUCACGCAGCAAAACUUGCCAACGCGCACGACUUCAUACAGAGAAUGCCGAGAGGCUACGACACACAAGUUGGAGAACGUGGUGUUCAGCUUUCUGGUGGACAAAAGCAAAGAAUUGCCAUAGCACGAGCAUUGAUUCGAAAUCCGCCAAUUCUUUUGCUGGAUGAAGCGACUAGUGCUCUAGACAGUCUCUCGGAGCAAGCAGUUCAGCAAGCACUAGAAAGGGCACGUAUGGAGCGGACAACGGUCAUAGUGGCUCACAGGUUAUCGACAGUUCAAGAAGCUGAUCUGAUUGUAGUUAUGGAUUCUGGUAUAGCGGUCGAAUCCGGCAGUCACGAAGAGCUUGUAGCUGAGAAGACGGGGGUGUACGCUUCUCUACUCAUGAAGCAAGCAAACAGCUCCGGGCAUUAUGAAAUCAAUCCCGCAACAGAACAAGUCAUGAAAGUCUCAUCGGCGACUGAAGGGGAUCUCGUCGACGUGGAACUUUCAGCAACCAGUGAGAAGGAUAUUAACAGGUACACAAGACUUCCAUCAAGAACCAGCAGGAAGGUGAAGAGCAAGCCAAAAGUUAAGAAGCCGUCCGUUGCCAGACUUCUGGCACUAAACAAGCCCGAGUGGAAGCAAGGCCUUCUGGGACUCUGGGGUGCAGUGUCUUUUGGAUUCGUCCAUCCGUUUUACGCAUUUCUUCUUGGUAGCAUGGUCGCAAGCUACUACACGACUGACGUAGAGAAGCUUCACCAAACAGUUCGAAUUCACGUCUACGCCUUCCUCGGUCUGGGAGUUGCUUCGUUCAUUGUGAACAUUGUGCAACAUUGCAGCUUUGCGGCACUUGGCGAGAGCUUGACAAAGAGGGUACGUGAGAAGUUGCUGGCUUCAAUGCUCAGUUUUGAAGUCGGCUGGUUCGAUAGAGAAGAAAACUCAACUGGUGCUUUGUGCUCCAGACUAGCUUCGGAUGCAAGCAUGGUUCGUGGACUUGUUGGUGAUCGUAUUUCUCUACUCGUCCAGACAGCAAGCGCAACGUCAGUGAGCUUUAUCGUUGGGCUUAUAACUUCGUGGAAGCUGGCCAUGGUGAUAAUAGCGAUACAACCACUCAUCAUCCUCUGCUACUACGUGAAAAAUAUAUGUCUGCGAGGAUUUGCUCAGAAUACUGCGGCAGCACAGAGGGAAGCCUGCAAAAUUGCAAGCGAGGCAGUAUCACAUCACCGGACAGUCACGGCAUUCUCGUCACAGGAGCGGGUUCUGGCGUUUUUUAAGUCGAAGCUCGAAGUUCCGAUUCGAGAGACCAUGAAGCGGUCACAUAUUGCGGGGUUUAGCCUGGGAGUAGCUCAGUUUAUUCUCUACGCAUCGUGGGGGCUGGAUUUUUGGUAUGGAGGCCUGCUGGUGAAGCACGGGGAGAGCACGUUUGGUGCGGUUUUGAAGACGAUUUUCAUAUUGGUGAGCACGGGACGAGUUUUAGCCGAAGCGGGAACUCUCAGUCCUGAUCUUGCCAAGGGGGUCUCAGCGGUGAAGUCCGUGUUUGAGAUUUUGGACAGGAAGACAGAGAUAGAUGCAGAGAAGGACUCUGCCAAGUGUGUGCCGGUUCUCAAAGGUGACGUCGAGUUCUACGACGUCUACUUCGCGUACCCAUCGAGGCCGGACUUGCUCGUGCUGAAAAACUUCAGGCUGCGAGUAAAUGCUGGCCAGACUGUAGCACUGGUUGGCGAAAGCGGCUGCGGGAAGUCCUCUGCCAUCGGACUGAUCGAGAGGUUUUACGAUCCGAUUGGUGGGAAGGUUACCAUCGAUGGCAGGGACAUCCGGGGAUUGAGUCUAAAGUGGCUGAGAAGACAGAUUGCUCUUGUGAGCCAGGAGCCGACGCUGUUUGCCACAAGUAUCUGGGAGAACAUCGCUUACGGGACCGAGAACGCGAGUGAUUCGGAAGUGGUGGAGGCAGCACGAGCAGCAAACGCUCACAGCUUCAUCAGCGCUUUGCCGGAUGGCUACUCGACGUUCGCGGGCGAGAAAGGUCUCCAGCUCUCCGGCGGGCAGAAGCAACGCAUCGCAAUCGCGCGGGCCAUCCUCAAGAACCCGGCGAUCCUCCUGCUGGACGAGGCAACGAGCGCUCUCGACGCCGAGUCGGAGGAGAUCGUCCAGCAGGCUCUAGAGACGAUAAUGGCCAGCCGGACGACGAUCGUGGUGGCUCACAGGCUAUCCACGAUCCAAAAUGCCGACUCCAUAGCCGUGGUCCAGGACGGUAGCGUUGUGGAGCAAGGCUCUCACGAGGAUCUCCUCCAAUGGCAAGGUAUGGAGGAGGAAGGAGAAGACGAGAACGAAGAAGCCACCAUGGCCGCUACUAACACCAUAGCCAAGAAGAGGAAGACGAACAAGGGAGUCUACUUCUCAUUGAUUCACAGGCAAUACUUCGCUGGUCGCGCCUCUUUACAAAAAGAUUCGUAGAAUAAUUUCUUGUUAGAUUGUGAAGAGCCCUAAAAACAGAGUAGGGUGAAUCUUCGUUAAAUAUUAAGAGCCCUUUUGUUUCAAA
Messenger RNA from Selaginella moellendorffii, 4376 nucleotides. Its product is annotated as putative multidrug resistance protein. The transcript is spliced from 9 exons. Gene Ontology annotation, biological process: transmembrane transport. Bases 320 to 4291 code for a protein of 1323 amino acids. Lineage: Eukaryota; Viridiplantae; Streptophyta; Lycopodiopsida; Selaginellales; Selaginellaceae. Gene Ontology annotation, molecular function: ATP binding; ATP hydrolysis activity; ABC-type transporter activity. Gene Ontology annotation, cellular component: membrane. The record is from RefSeq and is a predicted model, not a curated record.